AAUGCACGUGUAUGCAAUUACUCAUUUCCUCUGGCAAAAGCCAGAGGUCAAAGCUGAAUGUCUUCUUCAGUUCUCCUCCAUCUUAUUUAUUGAGACAGUGUUUCCCUGAUUUGGAACCUACUCAUUGAGCUAGACUGGCUGGCCAGCAACUGAGCACCCUGCCUCUUCUGCCUCCCUAGCACUGGGAUUGUCCAAGUGGUUGGCAAGUCCAGAUGAUUGGGAAUGAAUGCAUGUCCUCAUGCUUACAUGGCAAGCACCAUACUGUGAGAGCCACUGCCCUGCCCUAAAAUACUUAGUCUUUUGUUGCUAUUUUAUACAUAAUACUGCUUCUCAUUUGAUUCUCAGAUGGUUCAUCAUUAAAGAACAAACCAGUGGUUUUCAUGUGUUAACUUGGUAUCUUUGCUGAAUUUCAUGUUCUCUUAUGAUAUUGUGAAACCUUCCCUAUUUCCUAUAUACACAACUAAAUAAUGUGUGAUCAAGGAUUAUGGUCCUUCCUCCUACCUGGGAUGCACAGUCUCAAGUGAGUGAGCUGUGACAAAAGUCUCACAGACAUGCCCACACUUCUACUAUACUCAGAACCAAGAGCCUCAAUUGUGCCCACCAUAUUCCAUUUGAGUUCAUGUUUUCAUGAGACUGAUGACCCUGCCCCACCCACAUAGGAAACAACAACACAGGAGAACAUGAUUCAUUGGCUGCUGGCCUUUGCCCUACACCCUGCCCUCUUGAACUCUAGUUUUUGUGACCAGAAAUCAUGGAUAUAUCUAGGUUCCAGAACAGUUUCAUCCCACUGAUAACUACCUCUACAUCUUGGGAAGUUGAAAUUGUGGUUGGUUCAGUGUCAUGAUCUAGCUCAACAGUCUCCUUUGUUUUCAUUUUUGGAAUAAACAUCAUAUAUCAUCCAGGAAUUAUAUAUGAGGUUGGUUCUUAGUAUUUUACAUAUGUCAAGCAUAGGUUCUGUGGUUUGUGAUUCCAUAGGUAACAUUCUAUCAACCAUAAGGGGUGAAGUAACCAUCUGGGUAUGAGAGCCUCACCAACACCAAACAAUGCCAGGCCUUCCUUUGCACAAAUAAACUUUCCCAAGACAGCACUCUCCGAGUCACAGUCACCCCAGUGAGCCACAUCACUCUUAACAAACUGACUGGAUUUGUUCAUCACACCAUGGCUAGGGAAAGAAAGCACAGACCUAGGAAUGGCUCCAGACUCACUGUUGGUCUUCACUUCAAGGAACCCAGGCAGUUGAAGCCAGGAAAGGUAAAUGGCACACAGGACAGAGUCCAGGAGAAACAUGCCCAGGUUCCAUUUGGCCUCUUCCAGUGGAGUCCAAAGGACAGUGAUUAUCUGUUGACAUGUGUACAGAGAAUUGCAAAUCUGGAAACACCCAUGAGUCCUGAUGACCAGGGACUCUGUUCCAGCUUGCUGUUGCAGACAUGGCACACCUGUGCAGCUGACAUGAAUACCAAGACCCCAGUCCCCCAGGAAGCCACACUGAUCCUGACAGGGCACAAUUGUUCACAUGGCUGAGGAGGCUUGGACUGAGGAUGAAGGGAAGCAAACAGUGCUAGUAGGCAGAUGUUUACCAGAGCAUCCAGGUUAUCUCCCAAGAGCUGGUGACAGACCAGGGAACACUUUACAACAUACAGUGUGUGACAUCUAGUACCUGUUCAGUGCACUUACCUCGCGGGUCCUCACUUGGCCUGAAGCAGGAAAAUCAUGCUUGGGUUGACCCAUCCCACUCUGGGGCCAGCACCCAAUCAGCACAAUUACUUCUCUUUAAUGAUGUCAUACAUGACACACAGGAGAGAGGUGGAGACCUGAAGAAUAGCAGAAAGUGUGACACCUAACAUCCAGGUUUAACAUGGCUUCAGAAGUUACCCUGGGAGGGUCUUGGGGGUAAAUCAGGAGAAAGCCACCAGCUUGAGCCAAUCAGUAACCAGAGCACAGUUGUGUCUGUCCCUCCACUCCUGACUGUAAUGCAAACUGGUGCCCUGACUCCCAUUCAGGCCUGCAUCCAGGCCAAGUUGGAACUAGAGAAAGACCCUUGUCUGUGCCGCAACAUAAGGUGCCAUCGUAUGUAAAUGGGUUGGAGAGGACCAAGAGCCAGGAACAGGAACAGGGAGCAGACUUGAGGCCUUCAAGCCAGCUAUAAGCAUGGAAUCCCCAUGGGCUCUGGUGACAUAGACGUGAGUGGCAGGGCAGCUGAGAGGAGGAGACCCAGUGUCUAGUCCUUGCUGAGAUGCUGCAAACAGUGCUAGAGAUGGACUCAGCUCAUCUCUAGCUGAGCUCCUGCCUCCCUUCUGCCACACUGGAUGGUACUGCAAAGAGUCCCAGCCUGCAUUCCACUGGGAUUUCUGAGACUUUGCUCUUCAGAGGUCUGGAUCCCCAACAAGGACAGGGACUGUGCCUUUGCUGACGCUAGAGAGUUGGCAUGUGCAGUCUGACCAGCAGUGCCCACCAUAAUAGUACCCUUUGUUGAGAGGCUCAGGAGUAAUCUUUCCAUUUUCCUCAUGGCUACCCAUGCUAACCACAGGCCUCUGGAAUGAGGAGGACACUGCUUACAUACCUCAUGUGGAAGAUUGUUGCAGAAGAGAUUGGUCCACCAGGAAACAAAUGAUGAAUGAAAGACUGAGACCACCAUGUGACAGUCCCCAACCUAACCUCAUAGCCUCCACUCUCUGACAGUUGUUAACACUUUCUCAGCUUUCUCAGAUCUGAUGGACGACAUGCACAAGUUCUGAGUCUGCCUUCCAUAUCAACUUGCCUACCUCAAACCUGUCCACAAGACUCCACAGGCUGCAGCCAAAAAACUAAUCAGUGGCACUUGCUGUCACAGUCAGCUGGUAUAUCCUGCAGUUUCUGGAAGGUUCUUGUGCCCUGCCACCUAAAUGGUCCUUGAGUCUACAGGUCAGUCUUACCCCAGUGUGUGGCAAUGUUCACAAGUCCCUCAAAACUCUGCUUGUGUAGCAUGAGAAAGACACCCUCUCCAUCCCUACUAUGAUAGAUGUAGACCCAGGGCUCCACCCACCAAGAAGCAAAGAGAAAAUGAAAUCAGACACAAGGGCCUCCCUGUGACAAGCACCUGGGCAUCCUGCUGGCCUCCCCAGGAUGCUCUUGACACUUGUAGACAGUUUUUCUGCUUUCUCAGAUCAGAGCUAAGAGGUGCCCAGGCUGGGAGGUUGGCCUUCCUUGUGAGUAAGUGACUUCACACCUGUACUCUUAGCUUCCAAGGAUAGACCUGCCUUCCCCACACUGCCUCUCACUCACCAUCAUUGGUUAGCCACUCAAGCCACUUCAGUGGCCCUUGCUGCACAGUGAUAGUGCCUGCAAAGCCAGUCACACCUCAAGUCCUACUAGCCAAGUGUUCAACAGAGCCUCAACAACUUUAGAUCAAUUCUGAGUCAAUGUCCUUAGGCCCCUCAGAGCUCUGCCUAUGUGGCAUAUUGCUGACUGACUUCUCUAUACCUUGUGAUCCUUCACCUUGAGGCAGGGUUCACUGGUCAUCUGCCCACUGUGUUCACAGUGCCCAAACAUACAUGACCACUGUAUUCAGCUCCCUGUGGAGAAACUGAGCAUCUCCCAUGGAUAAGCACCCGAGGAAAGAAGAAAGUGUGGAAACCUAUGAGACUGAUUUUCCCUGUCCUUUUUUCACCCCUCCCUGCACACCCUGGCUGAACAGUAAACACAGCUACUUGGCUCAAAGCAGAGAACAAAGUGCAGCCUUCUCCCUUUCAUAAGGGAUCAGGUGCCCAGUGUGUCCUCAGAGUGACUUUCCUGAUUUUGGGUGUCUAGAGCAGGUGUCCCCCAAACAGUCUGGAAAGCAGUGGGGCAGCCAUGGCACUGCUGAUUGGAGAUGGCCUGUGGUCUGUGGUCAUAUUCACGACCAUCUUCCUGCUUCUGGUGGACCUGAUGCACCGACGCAAGUUCUGGGCUGCCCGCUACCCUCCAGGUCCUGUGCCACUUCCUGGGCUGGGCAACCUGCUGCAGUUGGACUUUGAGAACUUGACAUACAGUUUUUACAAGCUUCGACAGCGCUAUGGAGAUGUGUUCAGCCUACAGAUGGCCUGGAAGCCUGUGGUCGUGGUCAAUGGACUGAAGGCGGUGCGGGAAGUGCUGGUGAACUGUGGAGAGGACACUGCUGACCGCCCUCCAAUGCCCAUCUUAAAACACCUGGGCUAUGGGAACAAAUCAAAAGGUGUGGCAUUAGCACCUGAUGGACCCGAGUGGAGAGAGCAGCGUCGAUUCUCUGUGUCUACCAUGCGAGACUUCGGCAUGGGCAAGAAAUCACUGGAGCAGUGGGUGACAGAGGAGGCUGGUCACCUCUGUGAUGCCUUCACCCAGGAGGCAGGACAUCCCUUUAAUCCCAUCACCCUCCUGAAUAAAGGUGUAUGCAAUGUGAUUUCAUCCCUCAUUUUUGCCCAUCGCUUCGACUAUGGAGACCCUUUCUUCAAGAGGCUGCUCAAGACAUUACAGGAAAGUUUUGGAGAGGACACUGGCUUCAUUGCUGAGGUACUCAACACAGUCCCAGUGCUCCUCAGCAUUCCUGGGAUAUCGGACAAAGCCUUCCCCAAGCAGAAGGCAUUCAUGGAGUCCCUGGAUAAGAUGUUGGUUGAGCACAAGACAACCUGGGAUCCUGCACAGCCACCACGACACCUGACAGAUGCCUUCCUGUCUGAAGUGGAGAAGGCCAAGGGGAACCCUGAGAGCAGCUUCAAUGAUGAGAACCUGCGCAUGGUGGUGGUUGACCUGUUCACUGCGGGGAUAGUGACCACGUCAACCACACUGUCCUGGGCCCUGCUCCUCAUGAUCCUGCACCCGGAUGUGCAGAGCCGUGUUCAACAGGAGAUUGAUGAUGUCAUAGGGAAGGUACGGCAUCCAGAGAUGGCAGACCAGGCCCGCAUGCCCUACACGAAUGCUGUCAUUCAUGAGGUGCAGCGAUUUGGAGAUAUUGUCCCAGUGAAUUUACCACAUAUGACGUCCCGUGAUGUUGAAGUACAGGGCUUCCUCAUCCCCAAGGGGACGACCCUCCUCACCAACCUGUCCUCAGUGCUGAAGGAUGAGACUGUCUGGGAGAAACCCUUCCACUUCCAUCCUGAACACUUCCUGGAUGCCCAGGGCUGCUUUGUGAAGCAUGAGGCCUUCAUGCCAUUCUCAGCAGGCCGCAGAGUAUGCCUGGGGGAGCCCCUGGCCCGCAUGGAGCUCUUCCUCUUCUUCACCUGCCUCCUGCAGCGCUUUAGCUUCUCGGUGCCUGAUGGACAGCCUCGGCCCAGCGACCAAGGCAUCUUCACAUUGCCAGUUACCCCAGUCCCCUAUGAGCUCUGUGCAGUCAUGCGCUAG
This is a messenger RNA of Cricetulus griseus (Chinese hamster), 5331 nucleotides long. NCBI's taxonomy places the organism in Eukaryota, Metazoa, Chordata, Mammalia, Rodentia, Cricetidae. The record is from RefSeq and is a predicted model, not a curated record.